This is a messenger RNA of Durusdinium trenchii, 1273 nucleotides long. Lineage: Eukaryota; Dinophyceae; Suessiales; Symbiodiniaceae. The record is from the annotation of a GenBank genome assembly.
AGGUAGCGCAGCAAAAGCAAGAGCUACAGGUUGAGGCUAUGAAGCACACCGUGCUCAUGCGUCUUGCCACUCUCCUUUGCAUGGUCACACCUUGCAGCGCAGCGCCCUAUGCAAAAAUGCCACUGCUGAUGCCAUCUGCACGUUUCGAACUACGAGAUGGCCACAGCAUGCCUGUCGUGGGGUUAGGCGUUUACAUGUCGAAGCCAGGAAAGGAGACAUACGAUGCAGUGAAAUGGGCCUUGGAAGCUGGCUACCGCAUGAUCGACACUGCGGCCAUCUAUCAAAAUGAAGAUAGUGUGGGGGAAGCUAUUGCGGAUAGCGGCGUUCCUCGAAAUGACAUAUUCUUGACGACCAAGCUGUGGGAUGCCGACCACGGCUAUGAUGCCGCUGUCAAAGCGCUGGAAACAAGCCUUAGCAAGUUGAAGGUGGAUUAUUUGGAUUUGUACCUUAUCCACUCUCCAAACACAGGAAAGAUUGUGAAAACUUGGGAUGCCCUCAUUCAUAUGCAGAAGCUGGGAAAGCUCAGAUCUAUUGGGGUGUCCAAUUUUGGAAUUCCACACUUGGAAGCAUUGAAGAAGUAUGGACGGCCAAUGCCCGCAGUGAAUCAGAUUGAGAUGCAUCCCAUGAACUAUCAGGAGAGGGUGCCUGUGCUUGACUUUUGCAAUCUCAAUGGCGUCCAGGUGCAGGCAUAUGGUUCCAUGUUCUUCGGAAGACCUGAGUUCCUUGAACGACCUGAAGUCACAAGUGUGGUUAGGGCACAUGGUGCCACCAGCUCGCAGGUGCUUCUACGAUGGGCUCUGCAGAUGGGUUUUCAGAUCAUUCCAAAGAGCGUGAAAAAUCUCGCGCCGUCGGGUGACUCACUUGAUGAACCCAUCUAUCUGGAAAAGCUUUUGCCGUGGAUUCGCACCGCAUCGAAGAAAACCUGAAGGUCUUUGAUAUAGAGCUCACACAGAUGGAAAUGGAUUCACUGAGUUCCAUGAAAGGAAAAUUAGAUCAGUAUUGGCAGCCCCUUGGGGCCCCGGUGGACGUGGGCGACACCUCCAGAGGCAAAACUGAGCUGUGAACUUGGACCGGAUUCCAUCAACGGGUUUGCUGCAAAGUGAUGAAAAAGUGCAAUCAAUGCCUCACACUGCCCGUUGCACCACCAUGGUGUUGCAGUACUAGACUCUCAGAGUGCUUGUGUAUGCUCCGACAUAUGUUGAAAGACAUUGUUGACAUAUAUGUAAGAACAACUUGAUUGAUCCCAGGCCGAAACUCUCCGAAAAGAAUUUGA